Periconia digitata is the source of this 1006-nucleotide messenger RNA. Lineage: Eukaryota; Fungi; Ascomycota; Dothideomycetes; Pleosporales; Periconiaceae. The record is from the annotation of a GenBank genome assembly.
AUGAACUAUAACAUGUUGAUUGAUAGUGGACUGUGCUUACAGACUGAGUUUGCUAAGGGAGAUGAGAGUUCAGAGCUAACUGUCAGAUUUCAUCGGUUGGUUUCCACGUACAAUCUAGAAGCCACAGCUCAUGAGGCUGAAGGAACAAUUGUAAGUAGUCAUGUGUACUAUUCUUCAAGAUCUCCACUGUUUUCAGAGAAAGAGAAAGAAAGAAUCAUGAGGAUACUAGUUUGUUCAAACACCAAGCAAGCAACUCUCACCCCAAACACACAUCAACCUGGUAUAUUAGCAUCUUAUUUAUCUCCCAAGUUACAGAAACUCCGAAGAUUCACAACCCGCAAGACGACUGACUUCGAAAUUCACCAUCAUGUCUUCAAACACAUCAGAUCCUCGCAACACACCUUCCCCAACACCCCGAUCCCCCCCGCAUGACUCAGGAGCACCACCUGGGGACGUCACGAACACUAUCGCUGAACUACCCACCGACAAUCAACCUACUAUCACUCCUAAUCCAGCCGCACGCCCCUUGAAUUACUUCCCCGAGAAUAGGUUCCCAGCUUCUCUCCCACAAGCCACACCACCAACAACGGUAGGCGCCCACGAUGCCACACUACCCCCAGCACCACAACCUGCACCGCCCUCUGGAUACUUGCUUUCCCCAAAUGCUCACUCAUUCGUACCGGCAACUUCAACUCCACAUUACUAUCAUGCUCUGAGUACACCUGUUGUGCAUCCCAGCGGUCUCAGUCUAAGUCAUCCACCUGAUCACCAGCCAAUGUAUGGAUACCACUACAUGGGAUACCCAGCACUAGCACCACCACCCGUAGUAGCAGCAUCAUCAAGAGUCCAAGUUCCAGAACCAUCCCGCAGCGAUGCACCCGAAGGCACACCUCCAGCACGCGCUCCAGAAGAAGCAGGAACUCGACAGCCGCGAGCAGGUAUCUCUGUUAUCCCACGCCAAUUCCCUGCACCCUCUCCAUCUUCUGGUCACUACCUUCAACCACGA